AUUCAAAAUAUAAUAUAAAUUAAUAAUGGGAACUGCAUGUUAUUCUCAUUAGACAAGAAAGUAGCAUCUCAACGACAUUAGGUUCGGAUAGCAGAAUCUGAUGUUUAGGAUGGUAAUUUCUGGUAUUAAGGUUAAAAAUAUACAGCAGUAAAGUGCAUAUGUGAUUGUUAAAGUGAAUGAGCAUCUCUAUAAGACCACCAUGAUCAGAUAUACCAAAAAUCCACAUGUACUCUUACUCCUUUAGUAUAGUGGCCCUAAACCUUUACUUUUGAUUUGCACAUCGAUCCUCAAAGUAUGCAGACUCAAUUCUUUACACUAGUACAAUAUUCAAAUAUCCUCCCAAGCAAAUCCUCGACGAUUCAGACAAAGUUCAUUAUAGAAUCAAAUAUACAAUCUAUGAAAUUGCCAGCGGACCACAACACCAUGAUAUUUUGUUUAGUGUAAAUACUCUUUGCUAUUUUAGAACAAAUCCUCAAUUAUCUUUGAUAUCAAAGUGGCUCAAAGAUUGCAUUUUAAGAUCAACACCAAGCACAUUCGCUGUAUCCUGGAAGAACAAUUGGGUGAUAUAGCCUACAGUUUUCUAUUGAAAAUCAAGUCUCAAGAAAAUGAAUCUCAAUCAGCCAUCUCUCCAAAAUAUAUGAAUCCUACCUAUUCAUAAAAUGACGAUGUCCCCUAUAAGUAUCAGCACAUCAAAGGAGGCUCCUAAAGACAUGUCUCCACUAAAAAAGCACUAGAAGCUAAGAACGAAAUCCUUUGGGAAUUCAGAACAGAAGAUUCUCCAUCCAUGGAAUUUGACAUUUUUGCGGAUGAUUUUCAAAUAACUACCUUUGUUUUUGUGCUUUAUGCCAACAAAUAAACUAAAUUAGAAGAGUAUAAGCGAAUUGGUAGUACUUACAUCAGUUUUAAUAAAUUCUUUUACGAUAAUACAUCUCAAAUUGCACAAACUGACACACUCUUAAUUUAAGAGGCGUAGUUAAAUGAACAAUUGAUUUCUGAUGGCACAUACAUUGGAAAUUGGGCAGGAACAUUUAUCAUCAAAUCUAAUCAAUAUGUUAGUCAAUGCAGUGGAGUCAAAACUGAAACUGGAAUUGUGAAUCAAUCUACUUUAUUAUUGAAGAAGGCGAAAUCCAAAAAUAACUCUAAUAAGGAAGUGGAUUGGCUGAUUGGACUAUAAAUAAAAGUGGAAACACUAUCAUAGACCAUGAGGGAUAAAAAGAUCAAAGACUCUGAGAAAAUGAGAAAUGAAAUUCUAUCGACUUUGGCUGAAAAUCACAAUAUUAAAUAUCAGAGUGUUGAUGAUAUGUUACACAGUUAAUCAGUGUAAAUUAAGUUAUGGAAAUACUUAUUAGAGUAGAGCAGUAAAUAAUAAACAGAAAUGGUUAAGGAAAUUUGCUUUACUGUGCUCAGUGAACUCAUUUAUAGAGAUGAUAUGGAUUUAGAUCAUUUGAGUAUUGAUACUUAAAUAGAACGUAUUCAUAAUGCUUAAUUAUUUGUUACUUUAAUGAUUAAAGUUAUGCCUCUUUGUUUAUAAAGAGUCAUUGACACUUCUUGUUCAAAUAAAGAACAUGAUUUUUUUGUUAAAUUUGCUGUGCUCUCCUACUUCAGAGUACCUCAAUUUAAACAAGCUCUGUUUCCAGAGAUUGAGAAUCUCUCAAUUCAUAAAUUUUAUGAUCUUGCAUUCUAAAAUGAAAAAGGGUAAUAAUUAAAAAAAGAAUUGGAAUCAUUGAAAUUAGAAAUGCCAGAUUAAUAAACUGUGCAUUUCUAUUAUCCUUUUGUAAUUUAAUGGGUUAAUUUUGUAUAAUCUAAGUUUGGAUUCAAUGUCAAUUGGCAAAACAUACAAGGAUAUGAUGAGAUUGUCUCAUUGUUACUAUCCAACAUUUAAUUAAAGAAUCACAAAUUCAUUGAAGCAUCUUGUGCCAUAAUCAACAAUUCCAUGUUGCUUAGCAAAUUCAUUCACAUAUUGUUCAAUCAAACAAGAUUGUACGAUGCAAUCCAAGUGUUCAAUACUCUAAAUAUCGUGGACGUUUGGUUACAGAUAGUCAAUCAAAAUUACCAUGUUUUACCUACUAAUUUUGACUAUUCCUUUUUCUUCAAGGGAAUCAAACUAAUCUUGAAUGGAGAUCAUGCUGUCUCUAUUAGUAAGAGUUUAUAAAUCUUAUAUAAUAAUUUCCAUCUCAUUACAAGUAACAUUCAUUAAUUAUAUUAAUCUAGCUGAACCAAAAAAGGAAUUAUGUGAUUUCUUGUUUAGUACAGACUUAUUUUUUAAAAUUUUCAUGCAUUGGAGUCCCUUAGUCAGAAACACAUUUAUACACCUAUUGAUUUAUAGAAUACAACAUCGUCAUAGAUCUUUGCAAUCAGGAUUCGAAAAAAUAAGAGACAUCAACAAGGAACUCCAAUAUGCAUUCUUCAAAGAUUACUCCUAAAAGGAAAGAGAUCAAUUGAUCAAUGAUAUGAUCUACCUUAAAUAUUCAUACAUCAUUUAAAUUAUUAGGAAGAUUUACCAACAAUUUUAAUUGUAUAAUGGAGGCAAACAAUAUGUCCAGAAGGUCAUCUAAGAAAGAAGUUUAAAGGCCAAACUUAUAAGAAAAAAAGCUAAAGAAAAGAAAGAACAGCAAAUACUUGAUGAUAAGCAGAAUGAAUAAGAUUCAACUACACUUAAAAAUUCAUCCAGAAAAAGUGAACUACCAGAAAUCAGUUUCCAAUCUUAAGUCAGCAAAGCUUAAAGUGCCAUUGGAUUUGCAGAAAAACCAAACAACUCUAUGAAAUCUCUUGAUGAUGGCAAUCAAAAAGUAGAAGACGAAUAAGUACCUGAUAAUACUCCCAUUUAAUCGGAAUUCUAUUAGAGUUUUUCUUCAUUCAUUGAUCUUAAUAAAAUACUUUAAGAAGUUGAAUAAGAAUAAGAAAAUGAAGAAAAUAGAAGGAGGUUACCUAAAAAAUAUUCAAAUAGAUGCCUUUCCCCCAAAAAUGUCACUAAACAACAAGAUAUGAAAAUAUUAACUAGAAAAUUCCCUGAACUAGAGUUUGAAAGCUCAGGACUCAAAGCUUCAAAUCUCAAGUAUCUCUAAAUUGCUUAUUAAGAAUACACAAUAGUAUAAAAGGAAUAUUUAAGGUACCUAAUUAAUCAUAGUUAGAUGGAUCAAUCAAAUGAAAUCAAAUUAAAGAAACAUCAAUUAAUUUGAUCAAGUCAAAGAUCAUUAGGUUCCUCUUUUAGUGAUCAGAGUGCCAAAGGAUGAAUCGAAUUAAGAAGCUCCUUAAAGUGAUGAUUGA
Paramecium octaurelia is the source of this 3267-nucleotide messenger RNA. The record is from the annotation of a GenBank genome assembly. Lineage: Eukaryota; Ciliophora; Oligohymenophorea; Peniculida; Parameciidae.